This is a messenger RNA of Knipowitschia caucasica, 1122 nucleotides long. The record is from the annotation of a GenBank genome assembly. Lineage: Eukaryota; Metazoa; Chordata; Actinopteri; Gobiiformes; Gobiidae.
AUGGGACCAGUGUCUCCAGCGGCAGACACGGCUCAUGUGUGGCGAGUUGGGAUCAAAGUCUCUAAAACCAUGAUUGAUUUGGUGUUGUGGCUCGCCGUGUCCUCGCUGGCUUUGGUCCAGUCCGGCGCGGUGCAGAACUGUCACUCGGGCUGCCGCUGUGAGGUUGAGAGCUUUGGUCUGUUCGACAGCUUCAGCCUCACCAGAGUGGACUGCAGUGGUCUCAACCGCGGUUACACCAUGCCCAUCCCCAUCCCCCUGGACACGGCACACCUGGACCUGUCCUACAUCUCCAUAAUGGGCCCACUCACAGACACCAUGCUGGCCGGGCCAGGCUACACAACGCUGGUUAGUUUGGACCUCAGCAAUAACCACGUAACAACAGUAAGCCCUAAUGCUUUGUCCAGGCUGCGUUAUCUCGAGUCUUUGGAUCUGAGCCACAACAGUCUGGCAGCACUAGCUUCCGAUCUCUUCUUCGGCCUCCCAUUAUCCGAGGUGGACCUAAGCUACAACAACUUUGAGGAUUUUGACAUGAAUGUGUUUGCAACCAAAGUGAGCGGUGAACCCGUAACUGUGGAUUUGUCCAAUAAUAAACUCACAAAGAUGUCAACAGCCUCGCAUGGAAAACCUUUGCACAUUCAGAGUUUGAACUUGACUGCCAAUCGAUUCACGAGUGUUCCAAAGCUGUCCGGCCUCUCGCUGUCGUACCUAAAUAUUGACGCAAACCCCAUCAAAAGCAUCAAAGAAGGAGGGCUUUCAAAGUUGGAAGAUUUAGUUUAUCUGUCAAUCAGCAGCAGCAAAGAACUUAAAGACAUCGACCCGUUUUCAUUCAAAGACUUGCAAAAUCUUCAAGUUCUGGAUCUUUCUAACAACCAAAACCUUAAAAACUUGGAUCCCAGAGUGUUCGCUGGACUAGUCUCGCUGCAAGAGCUCAAUUUGUCCAACUCCGGAGUGGUGUCGCUGCCAAAUGCAAUGCUCGCCCACCUGCCCAGUAUAAAAAGUAUCAAGCUGGGACAGAAUAUUCGCUGCUGGAAGACAAAGAAGCCGGGGCAGUUUCACUUGCACCUGGGGCAGCAACAGCCCACAGAGGUGCUCAACUGUAACGCAGAGGGCAUCGGGUUGUAA